Molecule: messenger RNA, 2647 nt
Organism: Chlorocebus sabaeus (green monkey)
Lineage: Eukaryota; Metazoa; Chordata; Mammalia; Primates; Cercopithecidae
Gene: UBE2D1
Product: ubiquitin conjugating enzyme E2 D1
Source: RefSeq, a predicted model, not a curated record
AAACAAAAGAGUCUCGCCGGCGUCCCCGCCCGCACACUCGCGCACACUCGCGCUCGGGCGCAGACGGAGCAGGGACCGGCGCCCGGAGCGAGCCAGGGAGCGGCGAACCGGGGACCCACCGCGCGGAGCCAGCUGAGCUGCCAGCGAGCCCAACUCGCGACGACCCACGCCCCCGAGCCCCGCCGCCGACCCCUGCCGGCCGGUGUCCCCACCGCGAUCCCUGACCCAUGGCGCUGAAGCGGAUUCAGAAAGAAUUAAGUGAUCUACAGCGCGAUCCACCUGCUCACUGUUCAGCUGGACCUGUGGGAGAUGACUUGUUCCACUGGCAAGCCACUAUUAUGGGGCCUCCUGAUAGCGCAUAUCAAGGUGGAGUCUUCUUUCUCACUGUACAUUUCCCGACAGAUUAUCCUUUUAAACCACCAAAGAUCGCUUUCACAACAAAAAUUUACCAUCCAAACAUAAACAGUAAUGGAAGUAUUUGUCUCGAUAUUCUGAGGUCACAAUGGUCACCAGCUCUGACUGUAUCAAAAGUUUUAUUGUCCAUAUGUUCUCUACUUUGUGAUCCUAAUCCAGAUGACCCCUUAGUACCAGAUAUUGCACAAAUCUAUAAAUCAGACAAAGAAAAAUACAACAGACAUGCAAGAGAAUGGACUCAGAAAUAUGCAAUGUAAAAUCAAAAACAUUUUCAUAUAUACCAGAGUACUGUAAAAUCUAGGUUUUUUUCAACAUUAGCAGUAAAUUGAGCACUGUUUACUGUUUCAUUGUACCAUGAAACCAUUUGAUUUUUACCCAUUUUAAAUGUGUUUCUGAAGCAAGACAAAACAAACUUCCAAAAAUACCCUUAAGACUGUGAUGAGAGCAUUUAUCAUUUUGUAUGCAUUGAGAAAGACAUUUAUUAUGGUUUUUAAGACACUUGGACAUCUGCAUCUUCAGCUUACAAGAUCUACAAUGCAGCUGAAAAGCAACCAAAUUAUUUUUUGCUGAAACUAGAUGUUUUUACAUGAGAAAUACUGUAUGUGUUGUCUAAGAUGUCAGUUUUAUAAAUCUGUAUUCAGAUUUCAUUCUUUGUUAGCUCACUUUAUAAUUUGUAUUUUUUUACUGUAUAGACUAAAUAUAUUCUAUUUACAUGUACGUCGACUCAUUACUUUUUUCCUGUGAACAGUAUUGAAAAACCCCAAUGGCUGAUAAUUAAGUGAAUUAACUGUGUCUCCCUUGUCUUAGGAUAUUCUGUAGAUUGAUUGCAGAUUUCUUAAAUCUGAAAUGAUCUUUACACUGUAAUUCUCAGCAUACUGAUUAUGGAGAAACACUUGUUUUGAUUUUGUUAUACUUGACUUAACUUUAUUGCAAUGUGAAUUAAUUGCACUGCUAAGUAGGAAGAUGUGUAACUUUUAUUUGUUGCUAUUCACAUAUGAAUUUUUUCCUGUAUAGGCAAUAUUAUAUUGACACCUUUUACAGAUCUUACUGUAGCUUUUUCCAUAUAAAUAAAAUGCUUUUUCUACUAUUUGUCUUGAUUACUUAAAAAAAUAAAAAUAUAAGUAAGGAUCAAAACUCUAAAAUUUUGCAUGAAAAUUACUUCCAAAUUGUGAAAAUCAGAUCUAUUUUGUUUGCCAUUAGUCACCAUUAGUUAUAUAAAUUUUAUUGUUUUAGGUUAGUAUUUCUUUACCAAAUUGUCAGUCUGUAAGAUGAUAUAUGUUGAUCCCUUGCUGUAGAGGAGAAUUUAGAGUAAUUUGGGGUUUGUCUUGGAUUAUAUCUAAAUGGAUUAUUUGUUAAAAGUACUGAAAUGAGUAUAAGGCGGUAUCACCCAUCCUAAAGGAAGGUCUUUAUAGACCUGCACAGUCACUAAAUUCAUUAAAAUGCCCCCACCCCAAUGUAACUGACGUUACAUUUCUUAACAUUUUAAAAUCUAGAAUUUCUAAAAUGGAAUUUAAUGCCAUCACAAUUUGAAAAACUUUUUUUUUUUAACUAUAGAAGUUACAAAGGAAGUUCUAAAAUUAUGCCUCCCUCUGUUUUUAUAAGUUGCCAUCGAAAAGUGAUUUAAAUAGGCAGGUUAUCUUUACAGAUUUUAAAGAAAACUAGAACGUCUUAAUGUUUUAACUUGGGGAAAAAAUACAUCUUUUUAAUGUUUAGCAUGCUUGUUAACCUUGAGUGAGUGUCAUUUUUAAGAACAGUUGUAGCCCUUCUGAUUAUUGCAAUAGCUGUAGAAGUGUGUAAGAAUAUGUGAUGGGUGUAGUCAUUAGCAAAGCAUUUAAAUCACUUGAGUAUUUUGUCAUGGUUAAUUAUUACUAAAGCACAAAAUAACCUAUUGUUAGAAAAUAUGUGUUUUUAUAAAUGAAUGUAAAAUAAUUAAAUGAAUUGUGAAAUGGAUGUUUAAGAAAAUAUAGGCUUAAAAAGUAAAUCUAUAAAACGAUGUCUUAAAACAGCCAUAUCAUGAAAAAUUAUACUUAGCUAUAUUAUUAUAAGCUACAUUUGCCCUGAAUUUGAACACUCAACAUCAUUAGAUUUAAGUAUUUAGUAUAUUUUGAUAAAGGGUUUUGUUUCUUCAGUAUCUUCAUUUUAAACAACGACAUAAAAAAACAACUUUCAUUUGUGUGGCAUUUAUUUUUGGAAGUGUCUUCUUUUUUUUCUUUAUUAAAGUUUUUGAAACUUG